AGGAUUGUAGUCACCGUCCAAGAUCAUACAGGUUGCGAAGAGUUUGCCUGAGAGCUGUCAGAGAAAGUGGAAACACCUUCAUCUUAGCAUUGUUUACGUCAAUAUGCGAUUGAUUUAGCAUUAAAUAUCAGCGGAGCGGAGAGCAUCGGAUUCCCUGUUCAGAAACCCGGAUAUAAAAGGCUGUCAACAUGAAUUCUAUACUAUCACCUGUACAAUCGCUCGUGCAGAUGUUCAAUGGCAAAGUACAAGAAUUCAUCGGUGACAUUGAUAAUGUCCACAUGGUUUGGCUUGAAGAGAUCCAACAAGAAGCCAACCGCAUGUUCUCAAAAGAUUUCAAUGCUGAGCCAGAAUUAAUGCCAAAAACGCCAUCACAGAAAAAGAGCACUCGCAGGAAGCGUGUGUCUUUGGGCCGUCAGGAGGAAGGUCAAGCGAGGCGAAGAUUUUCAAAGGGAAAGCGCAGCAAACUUCAUGACUCCUCUGUCAAAUCGCUGAACUUCAUUGCUGAAGAGGAGACCGUUCCAGAGGCCUCCACCUCUGAAGCCAACGCCACCACACAGCCUAAACGCACCACCCGCAAAAACAAACAGACAAAGUCUGAGGCAGUAGAGGACGAGAGCCAGUUACCUCAUGGCAGCUGUGAAACUCAGGAGGUGGAGAACAAGAAGCCAGAGCAGGCAGAGGAGGAAGAGAUGGACAUAAGCAACAAGGCGAAACAUGCAGAAGUCGAGCUGGACCACUUAUGUAGCACUACCCAGUGUGCACCUGAAAUACCAUCACCUGAGGUUGUUGUCAGCAUCUCUUCAGCAGACCGCUUGUCCGCAGAGCGUGCUUCUCCUGGCCGUACAGCUGCUAAGAUUGCCAUAGCUGGUGCAGCUCAGAAGUCACGACGGAGCUCUGUACGGUGCUCCCUCAAGCUCCGUCACUCGCUGGCUGGUCUGCGGCACAGUAUGACUCAGGAGUCUGUUCGCCGUGCGUCACGGCGUUCCAUGCUGAAGAGGAAGGUGGCUCACAUGGCCAGCUCCACAUGUAGCAGCAACACUGAUGAGGACUGUCCAGAGGAAGAGGAUAGAGAGGCCAUGUUAGAAGCUGUGACUGCUGAGGAAGAGGAUAAUGCUUCAGGUGAAGAAUCCAAGGAAACUCCGGAGACCGACGUUAACCAACAGCUUCAUCCGUCUGUUGGACGCAUUACUCGAUCUGUGGCUGCAAACUCCCCCACACUGGCACCCCCGUCACUGUAUAUCAGUAAGCAGACAAUAAGCACUCCCAGCAAGAGAACAGUUGGCACUGAGAAGCAACGGACUUCCAAGUCAGGUCCAAGGUCACGCCCAAGUACCAAACGCAAAGCACCAGAUACUGCAGAGGAAAGUCCUACAAAGAGGUUCUCUCCUCCCAAGAAGAGUCAAAGUGCAGUCAAACCCAACAUGAGAUCCUUCCUCCACACUGUGCAGAAGAAUCAGUUGCUAAUGAUGACUCCAAAUAGCCUCGGCCAUGCUGGUGUUAUCAAGUCCUUCAUUAAACACACCACUCCUAUGAAGGUUGAUCCUAAGUUGAGCACUGGUUUAGUGACAAAAGAGCGUCAAAAACUGGAAGCACUCAAAAAGAAGCAGGAGCUCGAGGAGGAAAGAAUGAAGAAAAUGGAGGAGGAGAGGAAAAGGAAACAGGACGAGCUUAAAAGGAAGAGAGACGAGAGGCUAAGAAGAGUGUUUGAGGCCAAAGUAAAAGAGGAGCAGAGGGAGGAAGAAAAGAAAAAGAAGAUUGAGCAAAAAAUGGCUCAGAUUGAUGAGAAAAAUGAUAAGCGUCUGGCAGAGGAGAAGGCCAAGAAGAAGGUGGCUGCUAAACGUCAAGAGGAGCUGGAGCUGAAGAAGAAGCUGGAAGAAGAGGCUAAAAGGAAGAAGAUCCAGCAAGCAGAGGAGAAGCGGCAGCAAGAGUUGCUGGCUCAGAAGAAGGCCGAGGAGGAGGAACAGCAAGCUCGUAAGCUGGCCGAAGCUCGCAGAGCGCUGGAGCUGAAGAGGGAGCAAGAGCGUGAGAGGGAGAGAGAGCUGGAGAGAGAACGACUCGCUGCUGAAAGAGAGCGAGUGGAAAAGGAAAAAGCUCUGGCUCUGCAGCGAGAGCUGGAGAGAGCAGCAAGAGAGAAGGAGAGGAGAGAGCUGGAGGAGAGGAGAAAGGCACUCGAGGAAAAAAGAAAACUGGAGGAGCAGCAGAGAUUAGCUGCUGAAGAGAAAGCUGCACAAGAGAGAGAAGCUGCUGCUAAGCAGAGGGAAGCUGCUGCUAAACAGGCUGCUGCUAAACAGGUCACUGCUGCCCUGAAUGAGACAGUGGAUAUCGAGAAGUCUGUAAUGAGCACACCUGUAGGAAAAGGUGGUGGCCUCAAUGUGACCAUUGAUAUUGAGAAGUCACCACAAUCCUACGCCAUCACUCCAAAGGGCGGCAACAAACCUUUGAUGUCCAAAAGUGCAGAAGAUUAUGGGAUGGACCAGAACAGUGACGACUCUACUGAUGAUGAGUCUGCCCCGAGGAAACCUAUUCCAUCCUGGGCUGAAGGUCACAACCUGCAGCAGAUAAUUAUGAAGCAGUACUUCAGCCCUCCUGAUUUAGACUCUUUCUUCGGAACAAUUGAACCACCCAGACUGGAAAACAUGUUUUACAAGAGCAAGCCUCGCUACUUUAAACGCACCAGCUCUGCUGUGUGGCACUCACCUCCAGUUGGAUCCAAAUGUCUGUGAAACUGAUGCACAUGUACAUUACUGUAUAAAGUUAAAAUUUUGUUUUAAACUCUGUUUCCAAUAACAUAACAAGGCUUAAGGUUUAAGGCAUCAACAUUUUAGGAAAUUUGAUAUUAGUUUGUAAGAUAUCAUGGAUAUAAAUGAUACAUAGGUGAUGAAAUUGAUGUUUUCAUGCUUGUACUUGAACAUGGAUGUGUUUUGUAACACAGCUGGGAUGUGAAUGUUUCAAUGAUUUUGUGAAAUCAUCCAGCAGGGCUAGGAUCCUCCUUUUAGCUCUGGCAGGUGAGUGGCAUUCAUUUGGCAGUUUCUCUUGGCCUGCUGACAAAUGGGGGGCCAAAUUUCUGUGCAUGGUUUGAUGUCAGGACGGUCCAGCAUCCGUAAAUCUGUUACUUUUUUUUUUCGUUCUUUCUUUGCAAUUG
Messenger RNA from Chelmon rostratus (copperband butterflyfish), 3142 nucleotides. RefSeq names its product inner centromere protein-like. The transcript has 21 exons. The record is from RefSeq and is a predicted model, not a curated record. Gene Ontology annotation, cellular component: midbody; chromosome passenger complex; kinetochore. NCBI's taxonomy places the organism in Eukaryota, Metazoa, Chordata, Actinopteri, Chaetodontiformes, Chaetodontidae. Bases 189 to 2723 code for a protein of 844 amino acids. Gene Ontology annotation, molecular function: protein serine/threonine kinase activator activity. Gene Ontology annotation, biological process: mitotic cytokinesis; positive regulation of protein serine/threonine kinase activity; meiotic spindle midzone assembly.